Molecule: messenger RNA, 3054 nt
Organism: Saccharomyces paradoxus
Lineage: Eukaryota; Fungi; Ascomycota; Saccharomycetes; Saccharomycetales; Saccharomycetaceae
Gene: LRG1
Product: GTPase-activating protein LRG1
Exons: 1
Coding region: 1-3054 (1017 amino acids)
Biological process (GO): signal transduction; actin cytoskeleton organization
Cellular component (GO): cytoplasm
Source: RefSeq, a predicted model, not a curated record
AUGAUUCAAAAUUCUGCUGGUUAUCGAUCGGUGAAUACUGCAUCUUCGAUGACCGUGCAGGUGAAGAAUCAGAAGAAAAUAUGCGCCCGUUGUAACAAACCAGUUGUACAAGAUAGCCAACGAACGAAGACAACUUUAAAGGCCCUCGGUAAAUACUAUCAUGAAAGUUGUUUUACCUGCCAAGACUGUCAAAAACCUUUGAAGCCUAAGUACUUCCCAUAUCAAAUAGACAGGACAAGUGAGCCUAUAUUGUUAUGCCAAUACGAUUAUUUUAAAAGACAUAACUUGUUAUGUCAUGUAUGUGAUACUCCACUACGUGGGCUAUAUUAUACCGCAUUCGGUUACAGAUACGAUGAAGAGCAUUUUUCUUGUACAAUAUGUGCUACUCCUUGUGGUGUGAAGAAAUGCUUCAUGUACGAAAAUCAAUUAUAUUGUAAGUACCAUUUUCUCAAGUAUUUCUCCAAACGUUGUAAAGGGUGCGGAUUCCCAAUAUCAGACCAAUAUAUCGAGUUUCCCAAAGGCGAAGAAAUACAUUGUUGGCACCCAGAAUGUUAUGGGAUUCAUAAAUAUUGGCAUGUAAAUUUAGCAGCGGAAACUGUUGGUUUGCAGUACCUUCCCAAGUUAGAAUAUAACCCAAAUGCCGGAGACAAAGAUAUAAACCCAACCGCCUACGAGUUAGAAAAACAAAUGCAGGCGUUUAACUUUAUUCUAUCUAAAACGUGGUCGGUUUUAUAUCGAUUCGAGGAAGAAGCAGCUUCCUGCAUCUCUGAUAUGUUUCAGUACUUGACAAGCAAUGAUCAGUUAAAGGGCAUAGAGUCUACGGGCCUAUUGGUACUGAAAAUUGACUGCCUUUUCAGGGGGCUGGACACUUUCAACUUCUCGACGAACAAAAACAUGUCCGUUAAUAGUGAAUUAGAAUGCACUGAAAAUAACGUCAUAGCUGUCAACAAAUACAGCAAGUUUCCAAAAAAUCUUUCGACAAAAAUAAUGAUAUAUUUACAACUGUUGAGAAAGCUAGGGACAGAAAACAAAAACGAAACUAUUACAAUUUCAUCUUUCAUGUCUGUUAUCACCGGAUUAGCCCAUUUUCUAAAACUAUUAACUAGGUUUGGAUUAUACACGGCUCUAGAAAACAACAAAGUGACUCGUUCCGUUAAUCCGCUGCUACGAUUUUUAAGAGAAGUAGAAAAGAAUGAGCUUUUUGAAAAUAACCCGUUUCAAUAUAUCAAGACUCCUGUUAACGCCACAGAUAGUUGCGCUGGAUGCAAUAAAUACAUACAGGAGGAAUGCAUUCAAUUUUAUGAGCACAGAUGGCAUAUUGCCUGUUUUACUUGUUGUUCAUGUCAUAAGAAUAUCAAUCCGAGGAGUUUGACAGAUCCGACCUUUAAUAAAGAAAAAAAAAGAAUUCUAUGUUCUCACUGUUCAAUUGAUGAUCCAGCUUCUGUGCCCGGUUUCAAAUUUGUCACUAAGCUGGCACAACUAAUUUUUCUUUUGAAAAUUGCGCUAGUUAAAUCAAGAACGGUCAUGUUGAAAUCGAGAGCAUCUAAUAAAGUUGGCAGGAACUCUUUACAGAGUACUAUGCUGAAGGAACAGACUUACAUUAGAACACUAAAUGACAUUAAAAGAUUGAGAUCAAGAAGAGAAAGUGUUCGAGUUACUCAUAACAAACAACAAGCUAGAAAAUCAGUGAUAUUGGAAACUGCUGAGACGGAUUUGAAUGAUCCAAGGAAGCAAGGAGAUAGCAAAAAUCUUGUAAUUCAGACAGAUGACCUAUCAUCCAGUCAGCAAGUGAGCACACGCGAAAACGUUUUCAGCAAUACUAAGACAUUGACGCUAGAUGACAUUUCACGCAUUGUCGCCGCUGAACAAGCAAGAGAGCUAAGACCUAACGCUUUUGCACACUUCAAAAAGCUGAAAGAAACGGAUGACGAAACUUCGAAUAUUGUUCCCAAGAAAAGCGGGGUUUAUUACUCAGAAUUAAAUGCUAUAGAACUCUCGACAAUAAGGGCUAUCAGUUUAUCACUGCUAGCUGGUAAACAACUGAUAUCGAAGACUGAUCCCGAUUAUAAUAACUUGGUUUCUAUGGUCUUUUCGAAUGAAAAACAAGUCACAGGCAGCUUUUGGAACAGAAUGAAAAUUAUGAUGAGCAUGGAGCCUAAAAAGACCAUCACUAAGACAGUUUUUGGGACUCCUUUAGAUGUAUUGUGCGAGAAAUGGGGUGUUGAUUCUGAUUUAGGCGUUGGGCCUGUAAAAAUCAGAAUUCCCAUAAUUAUUGACGAGCUAAUAUCAUCUUUGAGGCAGAUGGAUAUGUCAGUGGAAGGCAUUUUCAGGAAAAAUGGAAACAUCAGAAGACUGAGAGAAUUAACUGCUACCAUUGAUAGUAAUCCGACAGAAGCGCCUGACUUCUCAAAAGAAAAUGCAAUUCAAUUGUCCGCUCUUCUGAAAAAAUUCAUUAGAGAACUUCCCCAACCGAUUUUAUCAACAGACUUAUAUGAAUUAUGGAUUAAAGCUGCGAAAAUCGAUUCAGAGGAUGAGAAACAGCGUGUUAUAUUGUUAAUAUAUUCUUUAUUACCCACUUACAGCCGCAAUUUACUGGAGGCACUUUUGUCAUUUCUGCAUUGGACAUCUUCCUUCUCUUACAUUGAGAAUGAAAUGGGAUCAAAAAUGGACAUUCACAAUCUAUCCACAGUCAUAACACCUAAUAUCUUGUAUUUACGCCAUAAAGAAAUCUCCAAUGAUAACGUCCCGGACGAACCGGAAUCAGGUUUGGUUGACUCAUUCGCUCAAAACAAAGGAGAAAAUUACUUUUUGGCUAUUGAGAUUGUUGAUUACCUGAUCACUCACAAUGAAGAAAUGGCAAUGGUUCCAAAAUUCUUAAUGAAUCUUUUAAAAGAUGUGCAGUUACAAAAAUUAAAUGACUACGAAUCAAUAAACCAUUUUAUUUCCACCAUUAUGCAAGAUAAAACAAUCGAUUAUUCCGAAUGUGAUAUAAAAACUCCUGUCACGGUUAAAGAUUCGACUACCACGGUCAUACAAGGUGAAGUAAACAAAUAA